Molecule: messenger RNA, 606 nt
Organism: Phaethon lepturus (White-tailed tropicbird)
Lineage: Eukaryota; Metazoa; Chordata; Aves; Phaethontiformes; Phaethontidae
Product: gastrula zinc finger protein XlCGF53.1-like
Exons: 2
Biological process (GO): regulation of transcription by RNA polymerase II
Cellular component (GO): nucleus
Molecular function (GO): DNA-binding transcription factor activity, RNA polymerase II-specific; RNA polymerase II cis-regulatory region sequence-specific DNA binding
Source: RefSeq, a predicted model, not a curated record
GCCACUUGUGAUGGAUUUUUAGCACUUUGGCAGUUUGGUAACUCCGAUUCAGAUAGGAGGUUCUCGAGGUCUGAAGACGCGGACGUACCCACCGAUGGCCUGUUCCUGGAUUCAGCACUAGCCCAGAGGCCGACCUGCGGUUUCUGCAGGAGGGUCUUCCGGCGUGCUGAGGAGCUGAAGGAGCACGUCCACCAGCACGCUUUCUCCAUGCUUCUCCCGUUCGACGUGGUUGACUGCUCGCGGCCUGGCCUUGCUGACAGCGUGCCUCCCGGCCAGCUCGCCCGCUUCCAGUGCUCCAAAUGCCCCGCGAGCUUCACCCUGAAAUCCAACAUGGAUCGGCACGAAAAGACCAUCCACUUCAACUGUAAGAAGAUGCAGUGUCCUCACUGCGCCAAGCUGUUUCGAGACAAGACAGACUUAAACCGACAUCUUACAUCCGUGCACUCGAGCGAGCGUGCUUUUGUGUGUCUCUUCUGUGGCAAGGGCUUUGGUACCCAGAAGAACCUCGCUAACCACGUGAAAGCGUGUUACCUGGGCUCUGCCCGGCUGGGCGGGUUGGAGCUUUUGGACAGCGUAGGACGAAACGAGGAUCCUGAGGAUGCGUAG